This is a messenger RNA of Cryptosporidium ubiquitum, 1482 nucleotides long. RefSeq names its product adenosylhomocysteinase. NCBI's taxonomy places the organism in Eukaryota, Apicomplexa, Conoidasida, Eucoccidiorida, Cryptosporidiidae. Gene Ontology annotation, cellular component: cytosol. The transcript has a single exon. Gene Ontology annotation, molecular function: adenosylhomocysteinase activity. Bases 1 to 1482 code for a protein of 493 amino acids. Gene Ontology annotation, biological process: L-methionine cycle. The record is from RefSeq and is a predicted model, not a curated record.
AUGGAAAGUAAGAUUAAGGAUUUAAGUCUGGCAGAUUAUGGUCUGCAGGAUAUGGAGAUAGCUAAGACUGAUAUGAUGGGUCUGGUAGAGUUACAGAAAAAAUACAGGAAUUCUAAACCUUUAAAAGGGGCAAGAAUAACGGGGAGUUUACACUUGACAAUAGAAACAUCAGUUUUAGUAGAGACUUUAUAUGAAUUAGGAGCAGAAAUACGUUGGUGUAGCUGCAAUAUUUAUUCGACUCAAGAUCAUGCUGCUGCAGCUUUAGUAAAAAAAAAGUUAGCAACCGUUUUUGCUUGGAAAAACGAAACAAUUGAGGAUUAUUGGGCGUGUUUAAAUAAUGCAAUGACAUGGAGAGAUUCAAAUGAUAAAGAUAAGAUUUGUGGUCCGAACUUAAUUGUAGAUGAUGGAGGUGACGCAACUCUAAUAUUACAUGAAGGAGUUAAGGCUGAGAUGGAAUUUGAAAAGCAUAACAAGAUUCCUGAAUAUUUGGAAAGUGAAGUGGAUGAAAAUGGUAAACAAUUAUCCUUGGAUAUAAAAUGCAUGUAUAAAGUGUUAAAAAUGGAACUAAUAAAUAAUCCUCGAAAGUGGAGAGAAAUGCUAAAAGACUUAUAUGGGGUGAGCGAGGAAACAACGACAGGAGUUCUAAGACUAAAAAUUAUGGAGUCUGAGGGGAAAUUGUUACUUCCUGCUAUCAAUGUAAAUGAUAGUGUAACGAAAUCAAAGUUUGAUAAUACCUAUGGAUGCAGACAAUCUUUAUUGCACGGACUCUUUAAUGGAUGUAUUCAAAUGCUUGCAGGAAAGAAGGUAGUAGUAUUAGGAUACGGUGAGGUUGGUAAAGGGUGUGCUCAAGGGCUUUCAGGAGUGGGGGCCAGAGUUAUUGUAACUGAAAUUGACCCAAUUUGUGCAUUACAAGCUUCAAUGGAAGGUUAUCAAGUGAGUAUAUUAGAGGAUGUUGUUUCCGAAGCCGACAUAUUCAUUACUGCAACAGGGAACAAAAAUGUUAUUACCCUUGAACAUAUGAGACAAAUGAAGGAGAAUGUCUAUGUUGCAAACAUAGGACAUUUUGAUGAUGAAAUAGAUGUUUAUGGACUUGAAAAUUAUCCAGGUAUUAAGGUAAAUGAAUUAAAACAAAAUGUGCAUAGAUACACUUUUCCAGAUACACAAAAAAGCAUUAUAUUAUUAUGUAAAGGAAGACUUGUGAAUCUAGGAUGCGCUACAGGGCAUCCACCAUUAGUUAUGUCAAUGUCUUUUACGAAUCAAGUACUUGCACAAAUGGACCUGUGGAAAAACAGAGAUUUGAUUGACAGGUCUAAAAAUACCAACUUUUCUGUUAAAAAACUUUCCAAGGAGUUGGACGAAUAUGUCGCCAGGCUUCACCUGGAUGUUCUUGGUAUUAAACUUACAAAGCUUACGGAAGCUCAAGCUAAUUAUAUUAAUGUUCCAAUAAAUGGCCCGUAUAAAUCAGAAGAUUAUAGAUAUUAG